Messenger RNA from Pomacea canaliculata, 2870 nucleotides. Its product is annotated as tenascin-like. Bases 639 to 2411 code for a protein of 590 amino acids. The record is from RefSeq and is a predicted model, not a curated record. The transcript is spliced from 12 exons. Lineage: Eukaryota; Metazoa; Mollusca; Gastropoda; Architaenioglossa; Ampullariidae.
CUUCCACUUACCUUACCUUAAUCUCAUAAUACUUAUAAUUACUUCAGUUAGUGCUUUCUCUGUAAAGGGCGGAGGCCAAAUGGAAAAUGCAUUUUCUUACUUAUUUUACCUCACAUUAAUAAGGAAUUACCAUUGUCAUUGUCAUUUAAUUAGCUGCUUUCUGCCCACUUGGUUAAUAUUUUAUUUAGAAUGCAUGUAAAGGCUUUUCCUAAAUAUAUUAGUAAGAGAGAUACCUCGGUAGUUACCUGACUGGUUGUUGUCACCUUUGUUGUAUAGUGGGAUAGUAAUAGAUUGAGUUCAUUCCUUGGGUCAUAGCAUUGAACAGUUUAGCAAGGGAGUAAUAACAGAGGAUGCAGUGUCUAAUAUAUUAUUGACAAUACCAUCUGGGCCUGCUGAUUAACAGUUUUUAACUAAUUGCCUCUUUGACCUUUUCUGUGAUCUGAUUGUCCACAGGUUGGACAUACAGGUGCAUUUGACUACUGGUACUCUCACAAGGGUUAUCUUGACCAUCCACAUCCAUCAUCCCUUUAUUUAGUGUUGUUUAGAAGUGCUUUACACACCCUCUUCACUGAUUUGGUCCACUACAGGCUGUCUUCUGUAUCUCCUCAUCACCUCCCAGAAGACCUUUGGUGGAUACAAUGCUGCGAUUCUUUUUAUUUCUACUCUCCAUCUCUCCUUUCGUGUUGACGGAGGAGACAGGAAGUUGCCAAGGCAAUGACUGUCCGCCAAAGACUUGGCACAAUGUAAGAUGCAGGACUAACGACGACUGCAAUGCGCCCCACGCCACGUGCUAUCAACGUGUGUGUAGGUGUGUCCCCGGGUACUACUACACCACACAUUACACGUGUACUAACACUUGUAGCCCAGACGACAUGCAGGACAGCUUCACAGACUAUCCUGACAGCGCUCUACGUGCAAACCUCAUUCAUAGCGAGGAUGGACUCACUGUGGAAGACUGCAAGGGCAGGUGCCAGCAUAACAAGACUUGCCUCACCUUUGAUUUUAAAGCCAGUGAAGGUCUGUGUCGGCUUCAUAAUGUCACCUCUCGUCAGUCGCCCUCCGACUGGUCUCCUAAGAGGAGUAAAGGCUGGACACACUACCAGAAAUCCUGCAAGUCCACUUUGGCCUCACACCAUACCUGGUACAACUUAUUGUGUGAAAGCAGGAUUGAUUGUCCUGACACAAACAGCGAUUGUUUGUCAGGACGAUGCUUGUGCCGUUCAGGCUUCAAGUUCAAUGAAGCACAGAAGGAGUGUGUUGUUGCAAGCGAGCUGAAGAAGUGGCACAAUGUAAACUGCACGACAGACGACGACUGCGAUGGGCCCCACUCAGCAUGCUACAAACGUGUCUGUCGGUGUGUCCCCGGGUACUACUACACCACAAGUGACACGUGUACUAACACUUGUAGCCCAGACGACAUGCAGGAGACCUUCACAGAGUAUCCUGACAGCGCUCUACGUGCAAACCUCAUUCAUAGCGAGGAUGGACUCACUGUCGAAGCCUGCAAGGGCAGGUGCCAGACUGACAAGACUUGCCUCACCUUUGAUUUUAAAGUACAUGGAGGUCUGUGCCGGCUUCAUGGUGUUACCUCUCGUCAGUCGCCCUCCGACUGGUAUCCUAAGGCGAGUAAAGGCUGGACCCACUACCAGAAAUCCUGCAACUCCACCUUUGCCUCACACGAUACCUGGUACAACUUAUUGUGUGGCAACAAGAUUGACUGUCCUGACCCAUUCAGCGAUUGUUUUAAAGGCAGAUGUCUAUGUCAUUUUGUUUUCCAUCAAGGCUCGAAGAAGUGUUCUGUUGCAGGCUCAUGUGAAGACUGGAAGGCAAAAGGCGCCAAGAGUGGGGUGUACACCAUUCAGCUACAACACAACAAGGGACCUCGGUCAGUGUGGUGUGACAUGGACACUGCGGGCGGCGGCUGGGCGGUCAUCCAGAGACAUCACCACACCGUAUAUAACCCAGAUGAGUUUGUUGACUUCAACCGGAGCUGGACAGAAUAUGUAAACGGUUUUGGAAACAUCUCUGGAGAUUUCUGGCUGGGCCUAGACGCGAUUCGCGCCAUGUCAUGGAAUGGAUAUUUGCGCUUGAGAGUGGACCUGGUGACUUCUUCAGGGACACAUUACUGGGCGCAGUACGACUCUUUCCAUGUGUCCGGUCCUGAGACAAACUACAAACUGUCCUUGUCGGGCUACUCGGGUGACGCAGGAGAUGGGUUGGCAGGUACUGACGGAGACACGUUUCAAACCUACGACCGAAACCCGUCCGGCUGUGUCAAACCUAGAAGGGGCCCCUGGUGGUUCCCACCUGGCUGUGUCAGCGCCAUUAACCUCAACAGCCUUGAUAACUGGCACAUGCAUUGGGCUGACAUCUACUACGUGACGUUCUCGGAGAUGAAGAUAAAGCCAUAGUAACACCACCUUGUCUCCUGUACCCACUGCUUACACCGCCAGUCGACUGUUCACUGUUCACUACAGGUUCCACUGAUGAUGUGAGCUCAGUGUACAUUAACCUCUCGCAAUACUCUAGCAUCUGACCCUAGUGCAGACUACUUACUGUACUUUAAUGGUUUACUUUGAGUAUAUUGCCUGGUGAUUCUAAUAUACAUGUGUUGUAUUACUUCUUUCAGAUUUGGGUUUGCUUUGAUAAACUAACAUGUUUACAAACGUAAAAUUUAAUUUUAAUUAAUUAAUUUAGCAUUUAUUUGUCCCUAGGUUUUAGUAAACGUGUCAUCAACAGUCGCUAUACACCUGAUACUUUAUAGUAAACGUGUCAUGAGCUAUAUAUUAGCUAUACACCUGAUAGUUUAUAGUAAACGUGUCAUGAACUAUAUAUUAGCUAUACACCUGAUAGUUUAUAGUAAACGUGUC